GCGGGCAGGCGUCGGGGGAAGGCAAGAAAUAUAUCUGCCGACAUAUACUAUCUACCACAGAAUACAACCUGGGUUAAGAUGGCGGGCGGCGGAGCGAGCGUCUGCCGGGGUUUAAUCCUGCUGCAAGCCCUGCUGGUUUUGGCCACGGCUCGACGACCCUACUUCAGCUCGCAGACUUUGCACGUUAGUGAGGGAUUGGCCACUGACCCUCAGGACCACAGGGUUCUGACUGUGGCGGCUGGUUUCACCGAUGAAGGACCGGCGACGCUGCUCCAAAGGAAUCAACGUCGGUGGCGCAGGAGCAUAGAUACCCAGCAGCAGCUAGAGGUUUUGGGACAGGUGAACCUCAAUGAUUCACACACUCAGAUGGUUGUUCACUGGGCUGGAGAGAAGAGCGAUGUGAUUGUGGCACUUGCCCGAGAUAGUCCAUUUCUGCAGGGACCUCACACAAGUUCAGUGUUCAUUUCAAAUGAUUAUGGAAAGACUUUCAAGAGAAUUGAUGAGAAGUUCAAACUGGAAGAUGAAACAAAAACACAGAAAUACAUUGCUCAGUUUUACCACAGCCCAAUAGAUAACAAAAGGUAUAUUUUUGCAGACCCCAAAAAUCACUACUUGUGGACCACUUUGGACUUCUGCUCUUCAAUGCAGCACGUCUCUAUUCCUUUCAGUCCAACAGAUCUUCUCCUGCACAGUACAAAUCCCAGUCUUGUGCUUGGUUAUGAUAGCUCUCAUCCAAACAAACAGCUUUGGAAAUCUGAUGACUUUGGACAAACAUGGAUCUUGAUUCAGGAGCAUGUCAAAUCUUACUACUGGGGUGUAGAACCAUAUGACUCGUCUACUACAAUUUAUGUUGAACGCCAUGAGCCAAUGGGUUCCUCUAGCAUCAUCAAAAGCACGGACCUCUUUCAGACUCAAAACCAUGAGAUUCUUUUGGAAGGAGUAGAUGACUUUCAGUUGCAAGGCAAAUAUAUGUUUGCCACAAAGAAGGUGCAUCUUCUAGGGAGCAGUGACCCAUCUGUGGUGCAGUUGUGGGUUUCAAGUGACCGGAAACCAAUGAAACGAGCUAAUUUCCUUACAAGGCAUCGAAUAACAGAGUAUUAUGUGGCUGAUGCAUCAGAAGAACAAGUGUUUGUUUGUGUCAAUGUUAAUAGUAACGUGACCAAUCUCUACAUCUCUGAAGCAGAGGGCCUGAAAUUUUCACUUUCCCUGGAAAAUGUACUGUAUUAUCGUCCAGGAGGUGCAGGAAGUACAACUCUUGUGAGAUACUUUGCAAAUGAACCAUUUGCAGAUGUUCAUCGUGUAGAAGGACUGCGUGGAGUCUACAUCGCUACUCAGAUGAAUGGAUCCUACACUGAAGAGAACAUGAGAUCAGUGAUUACAUUUGAUAAGGGUGGAACCUGGGAAUUAUUGGAGGCACCAACUUUUGGCAGUGAUGGUGAUCGAAUAGACUGUAAGAUAGAGCAAGGUUGCUCACUCCAUCUGGUACAGCGUUAUAGUCAGCUGUUGAAUUUUCAACAUCGCAGAGUUCCUAUCCUUUCGAAAGAAUCGGCACCAGGCCUUAUCAUUGCUACAGGUUCCAUUGGCAAGAAUUUGGCAAACAAACCAAAUAUAUAUGUUUCAAGUAGUGCUGGAGCCCGGUGGCGUGAGGCCCUCAAAGGUCCCCACUAUUAUUCUUGGGCUGAUCAUGGAGGCAUCCUGUUGGCAAUUCCUGAGGGAUCACGGACGAAUCAAGUGAAGUACAGUACCAAUGAGGGAGAGACGUGGAAGAUCUUCAACUUCACUAAAACAGAUAUUGUUGUAUAUGGAUUGCUUACUGAGCCAGGAGAGAAAAGUACCAUUUUUACGAUCUUUGGAUCAUUUGCUGAACAGUCCCACAGUUGGCUAAUAAUUCAGAUCAACACAGCAUCAGCAUUAGGUGUACCUUGUUCUGAAACAGAUUAUAAAUUGUGGUCCCCAUCCGAUGAGCGUGGGAAUGAGUGUUUGCUUGGUCGAAAAAUUGUCUUCAAGCGAAGAGCCCCACAUGCAACCUGCUUUAAUGGAGAAGACUUUGACAGGCCAAUUACAGUCAGCAACUGUUCCUGUACAAGGGAUGACUAUGAAUGUGACUUUGGCUUUAAGCUGAGUGAAGAUUUAGCUUCGGAGGUCUGUAUCCCUGAUCCUGAGUUUGUGGGCAAUAUGUCUGCUCCUCCUGUACCUUGCCCUGUGGGCACCACAUACAAAAGAACAAAGGGUUACCGUAAAAUCUCAGGUGAUACUUGCAGUGGAGGCGAUGUUGAGGCUCGUUUAGAAGGGGAAAUGCUGCCCUGUCCUGUGAAUGAGGUAAAUGAGUUCAUACUUUAUGCUCUGAGGAGCUCUAUUCAUCGCUACGAUCUCUCCAGUGGUACAGAUGAAGUGCUGCCACUUCAGAACCUGCGAGGCACUGUAGCUUUGGAUUUUGAUUAUGAAAGCAACUGCAUUUAUUGGGCAGAUAUUUCACAGCAUGUUAUUGAGCGUUUGUGCUUAAAUGGGAACACUGGCCAGAAUAUAAUAGUCAAGGAUGGCUUGCAGACAGUGGAAGCUCUAGCCUUUGACUCCAUUAGCCGGCUUCUGUACUGGAUAGAUGCUGGAGCAAAGAAACUCGAGGUUUCAAACCCUGAUGGGGACCUUCGUCUUACUCUCUUGAAUUCCACUAUAUUGGACCGUCCAAGGGCUCUUGUAUUAGUUCCUACUGACGGCCUGAUGUUUUGGACAGACUGGGGUGAAGAUGCGGUUGGAAUUUACAAAAGUGAGAUGGAUGCAUCACAAGCUACCCGAAUCAUUUCUGAUGGUAUUAAAUGGCCGAAUGGAAUUACUGUGGAUGGAUCUUGGAUUUACUGGACUGAAGCUUAUGUUGAUCGCAUUGAAAGAGCAGAUUUCAAUGGUGGUCAGAGAUCUGUACUGAUACAGAACCUUCCUCAUCCAUAUGCUAUUUGUGUCUUUAAGGAUCAAAUCUACUGGGAUGAUUGGUCACAGCUGAGCAUCUUUAGAGCAUAUAGCGUGAUGGCUCAAGAGUAUAAAACCCUGCUUACUGAUUUAACUGGAGUAAUGGAUAUGAAAGUGUUCUACAAGGGCAAGGCUACAGGCAGCAAUGCAUGUGUACACCAGACCUGCAGUUUGCUUUGUCUUCCUAAACCUAAUGGGAAAAGAUGUGCAUGUCCUGAUGGAGUGAAGAGCCUGUCUUUGCCAUCUGGAGAAAUGGGUUGUGAAUGUCCACAUGGCUAUAUUCUCAGGAAUACCACCUGUGUGCGACAAGAGCAUAAUUGUAUGCCUAACCAGUAUGGAUGCUCCAAUGGGAAAUGUAUCAGCAGCAUUUGGAAGUGUGAUAAUGACAACGACUGUGGUGACUACAGUGAUGAAAAGAAUUGCCCAACAGGUGUUUGUGAUCCCAGCUCUCAGUUUAAGUGUCGAUCUUCAGGGAUGUGUAUUCCAGCAGCAUACAUGUGUGAUCAUGAAGAUGACUGUGGGGAUAAUAGUGAUGAGGAGCAGUGCACAUUGAACAGCUGUAAGAGUGAUGAGUUUACUUGUGGCAAUGGCUUGUGCAUUCGGAGUUCUUGGAUGUGUGAUGGGGACAAUGACUGCCGAGAUUGGUCAGAUGAAGCAAACUGCACUACAAAUAAGCACACCUGUGACCCUAGUGACUUUACAUGCAAGAAUGGUAACUGCAUCCAGCACGGGUGGUUGUGUGAUGGAGAUGAUGAUUGCUUUGAUGGAACUGAUGAAGGAGAUGAUGUCUGUGCUAGGGCUGGUUGUAAUGGAUUUAAAUGCAGCAAUGGUACAUGUAUUGGAAUGACAGGACGUUGCAAUGGUGUGCCAGACUGUUCGGAUGAAUCAGAUGAGCAAAACUGCAACCCAUUGUGCUCUCGGUACUUUGAAUUCGCUUGUGAGAAUGGACGCCAGUGCUUGCAGAAAAUGAUGAUCUGUGAUGGAAUCCGACAAUGUGACGACGGUUCAGAUGAAGAUCCAAAUUAUGCACAUUGUACCCAGACAGAGGAGUUCAGUCGAACUUGUGAGCCCUUCAGUUUCAAAUGCUGGAAUGGAGUAUGCAUUAGCAUGGAAUGGAAGUGCGAUGGGGUGGAUGACUGUGGAGACUACUCGGAUGAAGCAAAUUGUAGGUAUCCUACUGAAGCACCUUCUUGCAUGAAGUAUUUUCAGUUCAGUUGCCAGAAUGGAAAAUGUGUACCAAUAUGGUGGAAAUGUGAUGGAGAGAAUGACUGUGGAGACUGGUCUGAUGAGGAUGGCUGCCCUGGUUCGCUUCCUGUUCCACACACUACUGAAGUUGCUUCGAGUUGUGGCCCCAACCAUUUCCGAUGUAAUUCCGGGGGAUGCAUUGUAAACCACUGGGUAUGUGAUGAAUACGAAGACUGUCGUGAUGGUUCUGACGAGGAAGGUUGCCCAACUUUUUCACCAAACAGAACAACUCUUUCUACCACUACGACACGGCCUGCUGGAAGAUGCAGCAUCUCAGAAUUUUCUUGCGCUCGAGGCCAUAACUGCAUUCCCAACUGGAAGCAAUGCGAUGGUCACCGAGAUUGUCGUGAUGGAUCAGAUGAACUCCACUGCCCUACCCAUGCUCCAUUACUCUGCUCAAAUGGAACCGUAUGUAACGAUGGAGAGACCUGUGUAAGCCCACUGGAACGGUGUGAUGGAUUUCUGGACUGCUCUGAUAACAGUGAUGAGGAGAACUGCUCAAGUGACACUACAGUGUACAAAAUACGUUAUCUCCAUUGGUCAGCUGAUUUCAAUGGUGCAAUUUCUUUAACGUGGAACAAGCCAAAGAAUAUGAAACCAGCAUGUGUCUACAUUGUAUACUACAGAUUGGUAGGUGGGGAAUGGAAGCACUUAGAAGCUGGCAAUAAAACUGCUGUUAUAAUAAAGAUUAUGAAACCUGACACAACUUACCAAGUGAAAGUGGAAGUGCAGUGCCUAAAUAAAGUCCACAAAACAAGAGAUGUCGUUACAAUACGAACACCUGAGGGUUUACCUGAUCCACCUCAAAAUCUUCAGUUAUCUUAUAUCAAAGAAUAUACUCUAUUUGCCCGAUGGAGCCCCCCUGUCAAUGCACAUGGUCUGAUUCGGGAAUACCUUGUGGAAUAUGCCCAGAAUAGACAAGAAGAAUGGACUUCACUGAAAAGUAUUGAAUGCCAGAAAAACAUCACAAAUCUGGAGAUAAACACCUUGUACAGAGUCAGGGUUGCCGCUGUUACAGGUCAUGGGAUAGGCAACUGGAGUGAUUCAAAAACUAUUUCCACAGAGAAAGGAGAAGCAAUUCCACCACCAACUGUUGACGUUACAAGUUCAAAGGAAGACAUGGUUAACUUGAAGCUACAAUUGGAUGUUAAGUUUAAGGUGGUCAGUUAUGUGCUGGAUGUGUCAUGGAUGUUUGAUACCCAUAUAAAAGAAAAGAGAACAUUGACUCUUGAUGGAGGAAAGACCUUUUUAUCUGUUUUAAAUUUAACUGCUGGAACAGAUUAUGAGAUUUCAACGUGGGCUAAAACAGAGAAGGGAGAUAGCCCAAUAUACAUUACACAUGCUAAAACAGAAGGAACGAUGCCAGCUGCUCCUAAACUUAAUGCAGUACCAAUCAAUCAGACUGCUGUGGAUUGCAGUUGGAGUGGCCCAAAUAAUGUGACUUAUGGUGUUUUCUUUGCCACGUCAUUUUUGGAACUGUAUCGGAAUCCAAAAACUGUUAGGUCAUCCAAGAACAAUCUCACGGUGAUGGUGAACAGUGAUGAGCAGUAUCUAUUUUUGGUUCGUGUUAUAGUCCCAUAUUUAGGGCCACCUUCUGAAUAUGUUGCUGUUAAGAUGAUACCUGAUAACCGGCUGCCACCUCGCCACUUGCACAUUGUGAAAGAGGACAAGACAUUAGCUGUACUGAAGUGGCAACCUCCAUAUGACCUGCUGAAUGAGAGUUUAACUUACGCAAUUCUUGUAAAAGAUUCCAUCCGUCAGAGUGAAAAAAGUUACAAGGUGGCCUCAAAGAACAACACAGUGGAAUAUAUUGUGAAGCAGCUGGAACCAGGUGGAAAGUACACUGUGGUCAUUAGACUGUUAAACAUGAGCAAAGAAGCAAGUGUCUCUCUAAACACAGUCCCUCUGUCGGCACCAGAGUCACUGAAAAUCCUACCAGAAAAAGACCACAUCCUGCUGUUCUGGAAAAGCCUCAGAUUAAAAGAACGGAGCUUUAAUGACAGCAGGGGUUAUGAGAUCCACAUGUUUGAUCAUACAACCAAUACAACUGUAUGUCUUGGGAAUACAACGGAUAAUAUCUUCAAGAUUUCUGAUCUGAAGGCUGGCCACAGCUACACUUUUACAGUACAAGCCAGAUGCUUGUACAAUGGACAGAUUUGUGGUGAACCUGCAACCCUGCUCUAUGAUGAACUUGGCAAUGCAGAUCCAUCAGCUUCCAAAGGUUCCAAGUCUACAGAUGUAGCAGCCAUCGUAGUCCCAGUCAUGUUCUUGCUCCUUGUGAUGCUGGGUAUUGGCUUUGCUGUGUUAUUUAUUCGACAUCGAAGGCUCCAACACAGCUUUACAGCCUUUGCCAAUAGUCACUAUAAUUCUCGAUUAGGAUCUGCUGUGUUUUCUUCAGGUGAUGAGCUAGGUGAUGAUGAAGAUGCACCCUUGAUUAACGGUUUUUCAGAUGAUGUACCAAUGGUAAUUGCAUGAAGACCUUGCUGCAAACAAGCGGUUUAAGAAUUCUUCUAAGAAGUCUCAGCAGCAGGAAAAAACCUUUUUAAAAAUGCACUUUUCUGAGUUGCAAUACAUUAUUUUUAUAUGGACCAAAAUUUAGACUUUAUUGUAAUGCGCUGUGAUAUUUGGAUAAGAUUGCAAGGUGUGUGGUGCAGCCCUGGUCCCUGACUGUAGGCUUUUGCACAGCUGUACUUCUGUUCCUUGUCUUCGGACAACUGAUAUAUUUCAGGUUAUUUGCUUGAGGGAUAUUACGGUUGCAAUCCCUCUUUCUGAUGGUUUAUAGAUUAGACUAAUUUAUCAGUCGAAAAUUUAAUCUUGAGGUCACAUUUCCAAACUAUUUUCCUUAAAUAGUCAUGUCUUAAUGAUUAUGGCUUUUAAAAGAAAAAGUUAAUCAAAAGAAUAUAACAAAUUUAUCAUAAUAUCACAUCAAAUAAAUUUGUUAAAUCAUGUAUUUAAGCAUUAGCAUGGCAAAUAUUUUGCAACAAAAAUCUGUUUAUAGUGAAAUUUCACUUAGGCAGUGCAAUUAAUCCUUUCACUAUUUUCUUGUAUCACUUUUAAACUAUCCAUUGAUUUAAAAAAAAUCAAAAAUUAUGCAGGCAGAGUUUUGGAAUAAUGCAAUAUACUUUUUAUUAACAACAUAAUCAGGAAGUAGGCCAUUGUAAUAUACUUCAUUUCCCCUUCAAUUUCAAUUUGUAUUAUAUCCAGAUUAUAUUACAACUAUUUCAGUACUCUUGCAUAUUCCAGCAAGAUAUAAUUUCACAAUAACCUUCAUUGAGUCAUACAAUAGCAAACAGCAGGAAGUUAUUUGGCUGAAGACUGUACCAGCUUUUGGAAAAAGCUUGUACAGUUAAUUUCAUUUGCACAUUCUUUGUUCCUAGCUCUGCACAUUUCCACCUUUAAGUAUUAAUCCAAUUCCUUUUUGAAAGUUUUUAUUGAAUCUGUUUCCAUUUCCCUUUCAAGUAAUGAAUUCCAGAUCAUAACAAUUUGCUGCUUUUUUUCAGAAAGAUUUUUUUUGCCAGUUACCAGAAGGGUGCUGAACAAAUGAAUGUACUACUAGGUCACAGCAGUGUAUUUCCAACCCCCCCCCCCCCCCCCCCCCCCCCCCCAAAAGCAGGGUUGUAGGUCCUCGUUUUCAGGAUAAACACGUAUUUAUCUUGUGUAGUUUAUAGUAUACACCAGCCCCAGUUGCCUUUAGUUGGAAUAGUGUCAGAUGGUCUAAUCCCAAAAUUUUCUUUAAAGAUUUAAUAUUCCCAAAUCCAUUAUCUGUUUUUUUUAAGAAAAAGAAUCCAGAUGUGUGCAGUCUGAAGUACAUUAACACUGAUGUACAUUUUCUCUUGGAUCUCUAUUUGCCUUCCAGCUUCAAUCACAGAACUACAUAGCUGCCAAUCUCUUGCCUCAAAGUUGAUGAGGUUGACUUGAAAGACUUUUGUUACCCGCUAGUAGGUGGAAGGGGAAUGGCAUUUCUCUGCAAAAAGAACCUUAGCGACCCUUUCACAAUUAUAAGGAAGGUAUAUUAGUAACCCAGAUACUUGCAUAUGAGCAGAUGCAUUGAACAAAUGUCUCUGCCCCAUUUGCCUUGCACUGAAAUGGAGCUGUUUUCUAAUUAUAUUGCCUUCACCUUUUCAAAAACCAACAUUAAUUUUGCUUCUGGAACUCAACUAGAUUUUUGUAAAUGUAUGCAUUAUAGGAAUAGUUUCCCACCAGAUCUCUUGUAAACCAGAAUGUUUUAAUUGACACAAAUGGGAUGAGUUGAAUAACUGGAAAUGGGCCAAAAAACAAGUAUUGAUUAUGCAUUGUUGCUAAGAAGAUGUGGUUAAUAUUUUAUCAAGAAAAUCUAUUUUGCAGCAAAAACACCCUGCCUUCUCUGUUUUUGAUUUUGACCAGUCUGCUGAGUGUUUUCUAUGUUUCCUGUUUCACUUUUGGACUUUUUUGCAUCUGCCUUUUUUGUAAAAAAUAAAAUUCAUCUCAAGAAAAUGACCCAAGCACUGCACGCCAUUUGCCAUUACUGCAUCAACAUGCUUGCCAUUCGCUUGGACCUCUGGACUAUAAAUUAUAUUCAGCCUUAUGACUGAUUAAUUUAUGCAUUUUAAUUCCCAUUUCACAAAGAAAGGAAAACAAUUUUAAAAGAAAAAGUUGUUACAGAAUCUUGAUAAAUUUAGUAGAUUGUUUAGAAACAGCACAGAGGUAGAACUUAAUUACCCAUCAUUCAUAACAUUAGAGACUGUACUAUGAAGGACAAUGCAUGAAUGAUCACUUUGGGACCAAAGGAUUGACUUCAGAUUAGUUUCAAAUUUCGUAUUACUGUGAUGUGAUGGUAGUUUGACCAUCAGAAACCGAGUGCAGCUUCAGCUUGGAGCUUAGAAGGUUGCCAGCAGCUGCCAGUUUUGCUUUGUUUCUGAUCAUGUUUUCAACAUAAGACAAAAGUGUUUGUCCUUGCUGUUAUUAAAACACCCAGAAGGUUUUAGUUCCCAGAUCUGGACAUAUACAGUAAGUUAUAGGAAUUUCCUAAUUUACUGCACUAGAUGGCUACAGUUCUUAAAUACAAACAUAAGAUACAGGAGUUGCCACUCCUCUGCUGGAGUCUGUUCCAUCAUUCAAUAAGAUCAUGGCUGAUUCAAAGUGCUGUCAUUUGUAUCUUCAAGUCCAAGCUCUUUUACACCAUAUUGUAAUUGACUUUGUAUCAAUUAGGAGCAAAAUAUCAUCUUAAAUUGGAUGAUUCUUUACCUUAGUUUAUCUUCCCCAAUGAUAAUAGAGUUAAGAAAAGAUUUACAGAUUUUAAUAGCUUUUAAUAUCGAUGACUAUUCUUAUGUUUUUACAAAAAGUUUCUGACUCCCAGAUCUAAUGCAGGUAAUAUUCACUUUUUGUAAUUAUACAACAUGUAAUUAUGUUUCUAUAAUUUGAUUUGAGACUGAAAAUGGGUUCAAAUUCUGUUCUGAAGAAUAACCAAAAAUAUGGAUCAUAAUAACAGUUAAGGGCUGGCAAAUAAUUGCAAUUGGAUUUUUAAACUAUCUUAAAAUAAUUUAAAUUGCCUUAAUUAUUAAUAAACAUUUCCACAACAUAUUAAUGCUCUUCAACACUUCUUUUCUCGAAAGAAUUGCCUCAGAAAUCCUAUCAGCAUGUAUUGACUACGUACUUAGUCAAAGUUUACUGAUGACACAGUCUGAAGGAAUGCAACGUAAAGAAAAAUCACCGUUACUAAGAGCACCAUGUUUUAACACAACUCUCCUUUUAUGUGAAAUAUUAACAGCUCCUAGUAGUAAUAGAAUAUCUGCCUGCAUUGUGGUGGUGAGUGUUAAACUGCUAAAUAUGAAAGUCCUACUGAACAAGAUUUAUAAUUAUAAUUUUGCUGAAGAAUUUUGCCUGUAUAAACUAACAUCUAUGGGAGUAUUCCACAGACUCCUUUAUAAAUUAUCCUCACUUUUUCAAAAAGUGUUGAAGUGUCAUAUAAACUUGUAGCCUUGUUUGCAAUCCUACUAUCUGAUUAUGUUGAACUUGAUGAGAACCUAUGUGAAAUUUUGUCAAAUGUGCACGUUUUGAAGGGGAAAAAUUGUUUUCUUUAUAUACUGUUUUCCCUUCACUCUGUCUUUCUAGUUGGAAAAUCCAUCACGUGAUUCUUGGCAACCUGCUGUCUUGUGUUAGAGAAGUUUCACUGUAUGGUAGUUAUGUGAUGCUGUGUUGAAGUGAAGCCUUUCUUAAAAUUGGUCAAUAAUUUUUGCAUUUUAUUUAAGUCACAUGAAUGUACUAUUUUACUGCUGGUGCAUAGGAGGGAAAUAUCCAGCAGGGCUGCUUGUUUUUAAUAUAUGGUACUACUUUUUUAAUUUUCCUGUAUUUUCAUUUGAUUUCUUGCCUUAAAGCUGGAGUGUUUUUUUCUGUAUAAGAAAAUGCUUAAAAGCCUUUAAAUCAUUCUGCCACAUCUGCCUUACUGAGUAAAUCUUAAGUGUCUGCUUUUGUGCAUCAGCCUUUAAUAAUUUCUCCCACACCCCAAUCCUCACAAUUAAAUUGCACAUAAAGAGUAACAUGCUCCAUUCUUCAGCCAGCCAGCCAGCCACCUAUCAGGACACUUUGUAGUUUUAGUGUACUCUAUUUGCUUUGAAAAUAAAUUUGUUUGCUUCAACUUUGUAGAGAAAGAAAUGCAUAUCAGAUUCCAAAGUUGCAGAUUGUACAAUGCACAGUGUACAAUAGUGGGUGUUUUGUAUAAAUGGAAAAUAUGUUUUUAAAAAGUGUAAAUUUUGGGAAAAUAAUGCUGUGGAUCUAUUUUUUAUGUUUGGUAGUGAUUAGAGAUCAUUGAAAGCACAGUAGAUGGUUUGCAUGGGGAUGUGGAGAGUACUUCUGUAUAUAGCAACAAUAUAAAUCAUGUAUUGCAUUUACACCUAUGUUCUGUGAUUUAAAAAAAAAUAAUGUUAUGAAACAAAUCUUGAAUUAAGCAUAGUUGUGCCAGAAAUCAUCAAAAUUAGUGGUACUAAAGAUGUUCAGGUUCAGAUUUUUCACACUGUGUUUUGAUUUUCAGGCUGUUGUGUUGUGAGACUUUGCACUAAUAGAAUAUUGGGUGAAUUGUAUGACUGAUCUCUGAUUCUUUUAAUCAUCUAUUGCUGUUAACUUUUGGAAGGGGUGCAAUGUGCUUUAAAUGUGGAUUUAUUUCACUUAAUAAAUUUUACUUGGAUCAAGA
Molecule: messenger RNA, 11371 nt
Organism: Pristis pectinata (smalltooth sawfish)
Lineage: Eukaryota; Metazoa; Chordata; Chondrichthyes; Rhinopristiformes; Pristidae
Product: sortilin-related receptor-like
Biological process (GO): post-Golgi vesicle-mediated transport; protein retention in Golgi apparatus; protein targeting to lysosome
Cellular component (GO): Golgi apparatus; membrane
Molecular function (GO): protein binding
Source: RefSeq, a predicted model, not a curated record